Molecule: messenger RNA, 2307 nt
Organism: Tetrapisispora phaffii CBS 4417
Lineage: Eukaryota; Fungi; Ascomycota; Saccharomycetes; Saccharomycetales; Saccharomycetaceae
Gene: LMO1
Product: Lmo1p
Exons: 1
Coding region: 1-2307 (768 amino acids)
Source: RefSeq, a predicted model, not a curated record
AUGAAAUCCACUGAUAAAAUAAAAAAAAUAUUGGAAGAUACUAAAGAAGAUGAUGCUAAAUUGAGUUUCCAAGACUCCGUGGCUUUCUAUAAAUCCUUAAUAGUUUCAGCAGACUUAAGUGAGAUAAGAUAUGCAGAUUUAAUUUCAACAUUUUUUCUAGUAUGUGAUGAGGAUGUCCUUCUUAAUAAGGUUUUUGUCGAUCAAAAAAGUUUCCAAGUUAUUGCAUCCAUAGUAAAUUCUGUUGAUUAUUAUAAAAAGCCCAACAUCAGAAUAAUAGAAGAUAUAUUCAAUAAGCUAUGCCGAACUUUUGGAAAAGCAGUAAGAUCUUCAGGAGGAUUCAGUUAUGAUUUUGACAAGAUAUAUAAUAAUUUCAUUGAAACUGACUUGAUAAAAAAUGUAUUUUUGUUAAUAGAUGAUAUCUCAAAUAAUUAUAUUUUGGAUGAUUUUUUAAUAUCAUUUAUAUGUACAACUUUAAAAGGCAUUUCGUUGCUAUUUGAUAUUUUAAACAGAUUUUUGAAAAAUGAUACAGAGAAGGCUAUUAGAUAUAUCUUCCAUGACUCAAAUUUGCUCAUACUUAAUGAAGGCACACAUUUAUUUGUUAAAUUUCUAACAGAUAAGACAAUUAAAAGCACAACGAAUGAUAUAUUAGUUCCAUCCUUACUGUCCUUUUCACAUAUUACUAGAGAAAUAGAAUUUAAAGGUUUUUGGACAGAUCUUUUAACUAAAGUGGCAAGCAGAUUAAAUAAAAUUUUUGAUUAUAAAAUUAUAUUUAAUCCAACAGGGGAUAACACAUCCUUCAAAUAUUAUUCCCAUAAAGAUUUCCAACUAUCUGAAUAUAUUGAUUCUAUGAUAUUUUUGAAUUCUUAUAAUUUAGCAUUUCAAAAAUCUGUCGGUGAACAAUUAUUAUUUGAUAAGGAUAACAACUUUUCAAUUUUUGAUUGCCUAGGUUGCAAUUCACUUAUCCUUAGAAAGUUUAUUUCAUCUUUCGAAGAGGAUGCACUUUUUCAACCAUUAUUAGCUGGAUUGCUGCUCGGUAAGAAUCUUAUUAUGUUUGAAUUAAUGAACAAAUUUCUUAAAUUUUGGAUUACAUCACAUGCAAAUGGUACAAGUAAACAUGAUUUCCUUUCGAUUGCAGAUCUUAUCGAAGUAACUAUGCAUAAACUUAAAAAGAAUAUUUCUGAUGAUUAUGCUUCUCUCAAAGAUGAUCCUUCAAAACUUAUCAAUACUUGCAUUGACUUCCUUAAUGGAAUUGCAUAUGAAGAAGCAAGAAAUAUCCAAGUUCAUUAUGUAUAUAGAAAACACGUCCUCAAAUGGGCACCAAAAAUGCAAAAUUUUGAAGAGCUGUUAUUCGGUCAAGUAUUCGAUUAUGUUAAACAUCAGAAGAUUGUACAAUUGCAAAAAGGGUUUUGGUUUUAUACCGAGAAUCCUCUAAGAAGCAAUUUGGAAAACCCUAAAGUAUCGUAUUUGAUAAUUUCUGAUAACCAAAGGGAUAUUCUAAUAAGAGAAUUUGAUGUAAAAACCACUGAUAAACCAUAUUUUAUCAACAAUGAAAUUAUUUGUGAUUCUGUUGACCCUAUUAAUCAUAAAGGUGUUAGAAAACCAAAGACCAAAACCAUAACUAUAUCAUUUAGUGAGAUAAAACGAUUCACAACUGAAAAAAAUAUUUUAAGCAAAUCCAAUAAAAUGGGAACUAAUGACCACAAAGAUUCAACCUCAUUAAAUAGUGUGGAUAAGUCAGUAUCAAGUGAUAGAAUAACUGAUACUUCAAUUAGUGUUAGUGAUGAUUUCAAAAGAAGAAACAGUACAGAUAAUGCCUUUAUUAAAAGCCUUGAUAGACAGAAGGUUAUAUCAAUAAAAGCUGUUAAUAACAAAGAGGAACCACUAAUAGAGUUUUUUUUCAUUAAUAAUGAAGACAGUUUAAUUGAUGAUCUAAAAUUUUUAUUAUAUUCUUAUGACCAUGAAAAAAUUCCAGUUCACUCAAAAGCAAAGAAAGCAGAUUAUUCAGAGUUUAAAGUCUUAUAUCUUGAUGAUAUUAUGGAUCCAAAUACUGUAAAUUCACCACAUUUGACAAUGAUGAACAAUAUUAUAAGAGAUUUAACUUUGGCGACGCAAGAGCAAAUCAAAACAUUAAUACAUGUACGAUACAACAUUAAAAUGAUAAACUUAAGUGUAGUUGAUACUAACAAAUCAAAAGAUGAAAAAACAGACACUGAACUUGUUAAUGUUGAUGAGCAUGAUAGUAAUGAAGAUGACGUUUACAACUUCGAUACAUUGAUAUCAUUAUCUAAGAACACAUACUAUGCAUAA